This is a messenger RNA of Oncorhynchus masou masou (cherry salmon), 2664 nucleotides long. RefSeq lists its product as uncharacterized. The transcript is spliced from 20 exons. Gene Ontology annotation, cellular component: nucleus. The coding region runs from base 62 to 2101 and encodes 679 amino acids. NCBI's taxonomy places the organism in Eukaryota, Metazoa, Chordata, Actinopteri, Salmoniformes, Salmonidae. Gene Ontology annotation, molecular function: NAD+-protein mono-ADP-ribosyltransferase activity; zinc ion binding; NAD+ poly-ADP-ribosyltransferase activity. The record is from RefSeq and is a predicted model, not a curated record.
AUUUCGAUCUGUCCCUAAUGUAAAAUGAUUGAGCAAGCUUCACUGGUUUGCGGGCUAUUCAAUGGAAAACGAAAGCUAUUACUAUUCUCCCAUGGCGUCCAGCAGCGUAAAUGACCCUAGUCAAGGGAACAGCUACCAGGAGAACUUCAGCUGCUCUGAGAGUAACUCUGAGGGCAGUGCUACAGAAGAGGAAUCAGACAGUGAUGCAGCAGGAACCCGGGAGGAUCAGGAAGAGCCUUGCCGGUACUACAACAGUGGUCACUGCCGGGAUGGGAAAAGGUGCCACUACCUACACGUCUGCAAAUACGCACUGAGAGGCAACUGUCGCUAUGGAGCCAAGUGUCGCCUCAAGCACCUCAGCUCCUCCUCUGACAGAGAUGGAGGUAGUGGGAGGAGGGAAAGGAGGAGGUCUUUAUCUGGAGGGAGAAGAGGAGGCGGUGGGAGAGAAAGGAGGAGGUCUUCAUCUGGAGGGGCUCAGCGUGACAUUAGCGGGCCAUACAAAUGGCAGUUGGAAGAUGGACAUGGCUGGACAGACAUAGCCAACGAUCACAUUUUGGAGGGACAGUACUCCCAACCCAACAUUAAGGGCAUCAAUAUCUACAACACCCCCUACGGCAAAGUGAGUAUUGAUUUCAAGGCGAUGAGAGUCCGCGGUAAGAAUAAUCUGAGAGUGAGGCGUUUGGAUGGUCAGCAGACAGAGUGGAUCUGGUUCUACUCAACUCGCAAAGGCUGGACCAAGUAUGGAGAAAAGGAUUCCAAGGGAAACCCAGGCCCCAUCCAGAGUUCUGAGAUCGAGAAGAAAUUCCAACGCAACCGUAACGGUUCUCUUACGUUCAACAUCGGCUCUGAUAUCUUCAAGAUCCGAUUCAGACAAAUGAGACAGGUGAGCAGCAAGAGGAAGAGGAAAGUUGUCCGUCGUCCAAAGUACCAACCACCUCAAAGCGGAAAUCUAAUUGUGGGCCAGAGUGAAUCUCCAGAGUGGCAGUUUGGGGGGAAAAGUGGGCGCUGGCACACCUUCAAAGACAGUGCUGACAUUGAAGACCAGUACCAGAAGGACUUCAAUGGAUCCAUGUCCUUCACUGUCAACGGACAGGCCUACAAGCUGGACUUCUCAGCCAUGAAGCAAACCAACCAGUCUACAAGUGUGACGCGCAACAUCAGGCGUGUCAAGAGAUGUCAUUACGUGGGUUUGGCAAUAGUUAUCUGGCAGGUCUAUAUAGAUUUUGAUCAGAUUGAGGCUCAAAAUGCUGCCAUGAGUGUACGGCGACUCACGUUCCUACCUCAGGCUCAAAGUGAAGACAUCGGGUGGUAUUUCAAAGACGAUCUAAUAUGGCGUGAAUACGGUUCUUUGGGUCCAGGUCAGGGCUCGUCCUCAGUCAGUAGUGGUGAUGUGGAACGACAGUACAUCCUCAGACCUCAGGGGACCUUCCACUUCACUGUGGGGAGCACCAGCUACACCUUAGACUUCACAGCUAUGACACAGACCAAUGCAGCCACCCGGGUACAGAGAAACGUCCGGCGGCGUCCAAAGUUCAACUCCGUCGUCUCAGGGAACGGCAGCGUAUCCAUUGCCCAAUCAGCCCCCACCGUAAUUGCCUCACCACCUCCCUAUGCUGGCUACACCUGGGAAUUCAUGGGCAAGGAGGGAGUGUGGAUAGAAUACCAGACUCCAAGUUGCUCACUGGGGAGUGCUGGGAUUGAGAGACGCUACCAGAAAAACCCUAAGGGACAGAUACGCUUCAAAGCUGGGAGAUAUUCCUACACCCUCGACUUCUCAGGCAUGUGUCAGACCAACGUUCGCAUCGGGACCAAAAGAAUUGUGAGGAGAACUCAAUGUGAAGCUCAACAAACAAGCAGUGGAGGAUUGGGUUUACAGUCCCGUUGGCAGUUUCAAGACGUGGAUGGAAGCUGGAAAGACUUUGCCAAAAGAAGCGACACCUGCAGUGUAUCCAGCCAGGACAUUGAAGCCCAGUACCAGCAGAACCCAAAUGGAACUAUGAACUUCACUACCAGAAGAUUCAGCUAUCAACUGGACUUCUCAGCCCUGACCCAAAGAAACCUGUCCACUCAGACCACCCGAUCUGUUCGACGCCUGAACUAAUCACUGCCCACGACACUGUCCUCUGUCAGGGGCGAAGUGCAAUACCCUGGCAGUGGAGGUUGGUGGGAGGAGCUAUAGGAGGACGGGCUCAUUGUAAUGGCUGGAAUGGAAUAAAUGGAACGGUAUCAAACACAAAAACAUGGAAACGUUUCACUCCGUUUCUUUUAUCCCACCAGCCUCCACUGUACCCUGGGUGCAUCUCAAUUGUCUAAAGUGGCUUCCUCUCCACUCCAUUUCUUCAUGUGCACAGUGAAGACGAAGUCACUGUCCGGUACUGAGAUGGAACCCCUUCCAUUCCACUUCCUCCUAAAAAUGAAACUUGUUUACAUAUGUAUUCAUGGAUUUCCUGUUAUGUUUUUUGACAUUGUGCAUAUACUUAAAAACCAAUACUGGUAUUAGAAAAGUAGCUUCUGACAAUCUGCACAAUAUUUUUUUUUUUAAAUGUGAUCUGUAGAAAGAACCCUCUCACUGCCAAUGGUACAAAAGGAACAAGCCUUUUGUACAUGUUCUAGCAUGUACAUUUUCUCAUUGUCUUUAGUUUGAAUAAAGGUGAUUUUCAAGUA